AUGUCGGACCCAAAGUACGCGCAGUCUAAAUUUCUCUCCAAGGGCCCGCUGGACAACAGCGAAGCAAAAUGGGCAACUCUAGUCAAGACGAACUACUGCGAUCCGAAUGGGGUUGAAAGGACCUGGGAAUCGGCAGAACGACUGACUCGGCCCGCGAACUGUGAGGUGGACGGAGUGGGUAUUGUGACCAUCAUGGACAAGGCCACAGGCCCAGAGCUUCUCCUCCAAAAACAGUAUAGGCCUCCCAUCGACAAGGUUGUUAUUGAAGUGCCAGCCGGACUGAUCGAUCCAAAUGAGACGGUCGAAGAGUGCGCAGUGCGUGAGCUCAAGGAGGAGACGGGUUAUGUGGGUGUGGCCGAAGAGACGAGCACGGUCAUGUACAACGACCCAGGUUUCUGUAAUACAAACUUGAAUAUGGUACACGUUCGCGUGGACAUGUCUUUGCCUGAGAAUCAGAACCCCAAGCCGCAACUCGAGGAUAAUGAGUUCAUUGAGUGCUUCACCGUUCCGCUUGCUUCGUUGUUUGACGAGAUGAAGAAGCUAGAGGCCGAAGGAUACGCAAUCGAUGCUCGUAUUGGAACAAUAGCGGAAGGCAUCGAAUUGGCAAAGAAGUGGAAGCUAUGA
Molecule: messenger RNA, 624 nt
Organism: Aspergillus calidoustus
Lineage: Eukaryota; Fungi; Ascomycota; Eurotiomycetes; Eurotiales; Aspergillaceae
Source: the annotation of a GenBank genome assembly